AUGGAUCUUCACACGGCUGUAAGUCAAGACAGAAUCUUCGAUAUACAGUCUGAGAUUGAGAAAGGGGCAGACAUCAAUGCUCACGACAAAUAUGGCAGGACCCAUCUCUGGCUCGCUGCCAUGAACGGUCAUUUAGAUGCAUGCACGGUUCUUGUUACUAGAGGGGCCAAUGCGAUGGAGCCAGGACUUCUCGAACUUGCCGUUGAUCAAGGACACACUAAGAUUGUUGAACUACUGUGGCCACACUGUGAUUUGAAAAUCUCUUAUCAUCAUUUGGAAAAUGCUAUCGCCUUUGGCUUUCAUGAAAUCGCGGACUGCUUAGUUAAAGGUGAAAUAUUGAAAGAUGGGCAUUCUCAGGACACUGGCAUUAUUGAAGAGAGGUUUAUAUUUGUGAGACGAUCGGAGAGCCUCCAGCUGCAUCUUACCUUUUUCAACUAUGCUCUUGUCCUUGCAGCAAAGGCCGACCGCAACUCUGGGAUUCGGCUAGUGAAUUUGUUGCUCGAGGGCGAUGAACCUCUGGCCGAUGUGAAUUGCAUGAUUAAAAUCGACGGGGACUUCGAGACGCCCCUAACCUGUGCAGCUGGGAAAGGCAACCUGGAGAUAUUGGCUAUUUUGAUCCAGCACCCUGACAUCGAUUUGACACUUUGUGGCAAAUAUGGCUGGCCCGCUUUUCUCCACCUGGUUAUGACUCUCGACUCCACCUCCUCUCGUAAGAGCUGGUUUAUAGCGCACAUGUUGCGCAAAAAUGGGUUCCCCGAUUCAUGUCUGGUUGGCUCGACUGGAACCGACUGGGAAACUGUAUACAAAAAUUUAAUCCAACAGGAGGAUGAUGAACUUGUGGGCGAGGUUUUUAACCUUGUCCGGGGCAAUGUCACAGACACUCCUAUUAUACCGCUACUGAUAAGAACAAAUCAGGCCUGUAAGGCGGAGUGGAUCUUGAAUCGCAAUAUAGCGUAUGCAUCAGAGCCCUCGCCAAGCCUCCUCGGACGUCUUGGAAGGUUUUCUUCGAGUGGCGGAAAUCGUGAUACAAAAUGGGAUAUGGGAUCCGAUGCUCCUGGUCUGUCUCCAGUUGUCAGCUUUUCUUUCGCCAAGCAAUUUUUCUACCCUGCCAACGAGAUCCUACCAACAAAUGUGGCAGAGGAAGCACUGAAAGGACUUUCUAUGUCCAUGAUAAGUCGAUCUCUUCUCGAGCACUGGGCCGACAAGGGUUUUGCUAAAAGAUUGCUAUGGAGCGCCCUUCAAUCUCAAGUAUGGAUGGACGAAGCAUUCGAACUCCUCCUCUCAUACCCUUACAUUGAUCUGGACGAGCUAUUUCUGCGCAGGCAGUGUCCAUGCAUAGGAGAAGCCCGUACGUGUUCAACUGAUUUACCAGAGGACUUUUCUAGCAUUUUGGGCUCCCCCAUGUCGCAGAGGCAGGAGUUCAAUGACCAUCGAGAAAAAGAAGAGGUAAGCCCCCUGGCCUGGGCUGUGAUUAAACAGAACCAUCAGCUGGUGGAUGUUCUUUUAAGCACUUCUGGCUUCAAUGUCAACUCUCAAGAUAACGGAAAGCGAACUCCUCUCAUGCACACCAUCAUUGCCAAUGAUCCCUACAUUGUUGAGAGAUUGCUGAGAGUCUCAAGCAUCAACUUAAAUCUGCCGGAUAUCAACGGAAGAACAGCCGCGUUUUACGCCGCAGGCUUGGGGAACGUGCACAUCUUACAUAUGCUCGUCGAAACUCAAAAGGUGGACUUUUCCAUUCAUGAUUUCAAUGGUGAAACUGUUUAUCAGCUCGCUGAAAGGACCGGGAAAAAAUGCUGCAGCUGCACUUGCAUUUGA
This is a messenger RNA of Penicillium malachiteum, 1815 nucleotides long. RefSeq names its product ankyrin repeat domain-containing protein. Gene Ontology annotation, cellular component: cytoplasm. The transcript has 4 exons. Gene Ontology annotation, molecular function: protein binding. Lineage: Eukaryota; Fungi; Ascomycota; Eurotiomycetes; Eurotiales; Aspergillaceae. Bases 1 to 1815 code for a protein of 604 amino acids. The record is from RefSeq and is a predicted model, not a curated record.